Molecule: messenger RNA, 5134 nt
Organism: Dendrobium catenatum
Lineage: Eukaryota; Viridiplantae; Streptophyta; Magnoliopsida; Asparagales; Orchidaceae
Exons: 12
Coding region: 194-3088 (964 amino acids)
Source: RefSeq, a predicted model, not a curated record
CCGACCUCGACGGCCUAGGUCUUACUCGGGAGGUAGGGGAUGGUCGACCUUUGAUGCGGGCCAUCUCCGGACUCCGGUCCUAUACACGACUUCUCUCGACAAACUUUGUCUCCUUCGAUCGGUGAAACAUCGAAAUCCCUAACCCUUCUUACUCGAUUAUAGUCGCAGGAUUAGAACAAACCAGCUUAAAAAAAUGGACGGUUUCUCUCGCCACCAACCGCAGCAGCACGGCGGCGGAGCAUUCUGGUAUUCAUCUUCCUCUUCUCCUCCGCCGCCGGCAGGAUACCAUCCCCCGCCGCCACCAACGCACCUGGCGCAGAACCCACCUCUCCCUCCCCAUCUUCCUACUUACCACCAUCAACCGAGCUACGCAAGCCAAUUGCCUAUCACUCCACCUCCGCAGCAUCAGCUGCCGCAGCCGUGGUUUCAUCAACAACAGCAGGCUCCGCCGAACUACCCUCCGCCGAACUACCCUGCGCCUUACCAUGGCCAACCUGGACUACCCCCUUAUCCUCAGCCUCAGCACCGCUACCCUCCUCCUCCUCCUCCUCAGCCCCAUCCCAUGGCCGUGCCUCCUGCCUAUCCUCCCACCGUGCAGGCAUGGGGAAACCCAUCUUGGCAAAAUCAUCAAUUAUGGGAGUACCCAGAGAGAAACAUUCACUACAGUAGUGAGGAAGAUUGGGCUGCAAAGGCGAGAGCAUGGGCUACUGCUGAUUCAAGGACAGAAAAUCAUCAUGCACGAUCGCAGUUUACCCCGCUUGGAAGGAUGGAUGAGCAUGAGUAUGCUUAUCUUGAUCACUUACCAAAAGUUGUUGCUCCUGCUGUUGAUAACCAACUACCACUACCGCCACAAUCAAAUGGACGAGCAUUGUAUAAUGAACAUGAAGCUGAGGCCAGGGACACUGGCCAUUUGAUUUCCCCACCGAGAAUCUAUUAUCCAAGUUCAUCCAUAUAUGAGCAGGAGGUACCUUAUACUUAUUCUUCUUCACAAGGAAACAGAGAAGCUAUGGAUCAUAUGGAGAGGUCUCACGAGAGUCUUCAUCCUCAGUUCACAGCAGCUAUCCAACUGUCUUCAGUGGAAGAACCUCACUUUAUCCCUGGAAACCGGCCUGCUAAACCACUAUCUGAUACUGUUGAUCAGCCUCUUGAUUUCCAGCCAAAAUCCACAUUUGGCCAUGAUCAGCAUAAACAAUUUGGCUAUAGUCAUGUUGCUUCUGCAGCAAAUGAAGGAGUGAUCGAUCAAAAUAUAGUCGCCACAUCUGUUCAUGCUUGGAAUUCAACAACGGUUCCAGUUGCUUCCUUUCCUCCAAUUCCCUUAGCUCCAUCUGGAACACAGUUUGAUCCUUCGUUCGCAUCCCAAGCUUCCCUCCCUGUCCACUCUACACCUGUGUUUGGGGGAAUUGCUGCUCCAAGCUUUCAGGCUCCUGUUUCUCCUAUCAGUGCACCAUUUGUUCUUGGUGUCGGGGCAUCUCUUCACUCCCCAGAUUUUCCUGGAGAUGGAAAUGGCUCUUUUAGUCUUUCUGAGCGGCCAAAAAAGGCAGCAGUUCCUAAUUGGCUGAGAGAAGAAUUAAUUAAGAAGAAAUCUGCAAUUACAAGUACCAAUUUAUUACAUUCUGGGGUAGUUCAAAUGGAAGACGCUGAUAUGUCUUUUAGAAAAACCGAUCAAGCUGACAAUCAGAGUUUAGAUUCAAGGAGGUCUACUGAAGAAGAAGAUGAUGAUGAGGAUGAAGUAGAAGCAGCAAGAUCAGCAGCCAUCAACCAAGAAAUUAAGCGUGUUCUGACUGAAGUUCUUUUGAAGGUCACAGAUGAACUGUUUGAUGAAAUUGCAACCAAAGUUCUUGAUGAAGAUGAACCCACUACGGAUGUUGUUGAGAUUACCAGUUUUGGUAACCCUAAAUUUUCUCCUCCAGCCAUUCCAAUCCCUAAGGCAUCCUCUAAAAUCCUAAUUCCCCUGAGAGCUGAAAGUAGAAAUGUUAAUGAUGCUAAUGAAAAAUCCAGUCCCAGCUCUGUUGGAGGUGAUUUGUUGGGUCUUGCUAACUAUGGUUCAGAUGCUUCAGAUGGUGAUGAUGAUGAUAAUGAAAGUCAAGGAGCUCAGCCUAGGAAACUAGAUAGUGCUUCUGAUAAUCUAGAAACAGCUGUUAGAUCUUACGAGCAUGCCCUGAAGGAUGCGGAGACUGGAAAGGAAGCACUGUAUGGUGAUGCUAAUGGUGAUGUGCAGAAGGAAGGAAGGAUAUCUCUUCCAGAAUCAAGUGAAAGGAAAAAGGUUGGGCAAUUUCAUGCUAACGUCCCAGGAGUUUCUGAAACUUCUGAGAAGACCAGUUCCGCUAACAGUGAAAGGGCUGGUGAAUUCCGACAAGAUGCAAAGUAUCUUAAAUCAGGUGGCACUGCUGGUAGCCAGGAGGGGGGAAGAAGACAUGAAUCUGUGCAUGGUGACAGAACCAGCAGUGCGGAAUGCCAGGAUGGAGAAGCGAACAUCUUACCUAGUGCUAAUCGAAAACCAGACAAAUGCCUGAAUAAUAAAGGCCUUAUUAAUGAUGUAGCGGCUGGCUCUGGCUCUCACAAAAAAGAUAAUGAAAAUAAUAAGCAUGGAGACAAACAAAAGGAAAACAUAAGAAAAAGUGAUAAGUUGUAUGAGCGGGUUGGUGACAGGAACAUAAAACAAGGGGCCAUUGAGAGGGAAACUCAUUCCAAAAUUAGUUCUAAGACUGAGAUUAUAACAGAUAGUAAAAAGGAGAUUUCUAAAGAUAAAGUAGAAAAAAAGAAAGAUUAUGAAAGGAGAAGUGAACGCAAAAGAGACAGAAAGGAGGAUUAUAAAAAAGAUGGGAAGGAAGAUCGAUCAGAAUUUGCAAGGGAAACAUUGAGGCGCAACAUUAGGUCUAAAUCUCCUGUAAGACAUGUAAAGGAUAAUUCUAAGAGCUGUCGUGGCAGUGCUUCUAGUGAGGAAUCUUCUGAUAAUUCACGGAAGAGGAAGUUGCAAUUACGAGGAGCAAGUUUGUCAGCAUCACCAAGAUCUACAAAAAGUGUUCCGUGUGCCUCUCUCUUUUUCUACUGCAGGAUUCCUUCUCCUUUAAGCAGGGAAAGGGUUUGAGUGGGAGAAGAACGAGUUAAUCUAUUGUUUUAUUCGAAGUAAUAAAUGAAAUCUUAUUGUUUUCAUUGUGUCCUUUAGUUUGUUGUUACAACAUGUCUACAUGCAUUAUCACAAGUUUUUAUUCUGUAUUGGCACUUGGCAGUUGAGUAAUCAGUUUUCUUUUUAACUGAUUGAGAAAGAAAUGUACAUUAUACUAGUUUAAUAAUUAUCUAAAUUGCAAAUAUUGGAAGUUUUAUUUUGAAUUCUGUUCAUAUAGCUUUAAUUGCUAGUACAAUUUCUGAUACGUUUAAUGCUCACUAGAAGUUCUCUUCUUUAUUUCGAUAUUGCCAUAUAUGAAUAAUUUUUUCCUUGUCCACCAUUUUUCAUUUCCUACUUUUUAAAGUCGUUUACAAAGCUCUGCAUUGCUGGAUGUGAUAAUGCCUCAUGUUAUAAUACCAUGUUGAUUCAGACCAUAACGUACAAGUUUUUCCUGCAUUCACUUUGCUAUCCCCUCCAGUAGUCUGCAGUGGUGUCACUACCUGCCUGAUUAUACACACAGCUUCACUGGGCUUCUCGAGAUGCAGUAUUAAAGAAAUUUAGUUGCAUGAAUCAGUGUGUCUAAUGAAAUGUCAGACAUACUAUUUUAUGUGGCUAGGUUGUUUUAUAACAAAUUAUAUUAUAGAUUGAUCCAAUAAUGUGAAGUGUGUGAAGUUAGCUUCGAAGAAAAUACAUAAAAGUAAAGCUUUGGUUUAAGAUGAGAGAAUUAUAGGGAUUUUGGAAAGUCAUGAGUUAUAAUAUAGAGUCAAGUAAUUUGGUAACAAAUUUUUAGAAUGAAAUUUUGAAGAUUAAAAGAAUGUUAAAUUAUUAGAGAAGUAUUUUUUAGCAUUUAUGAACUAAAGAGAGAUUCAGGACUGCUGUAUUCAUCGAGCAAUUUAUUGUAGUUUUAUGCAGCAAGAGCUGUUAUGGAGGCGAUUUCAGCUUGUGAAAUUUAUAAUAUACUAAAAGCUUUAUCUGGGAUUUUGUUGUUUAUUUGGAUAAACUAAGGGAUUUAAUUAUAGCUGAAAUUGAAACAACAGGAAAAAAUGAUAUAUUUUGGAGAAAAUGAGAGGCCUAUCUCUGCAAGAUACUCAAAAGGCUUUGUACAGUGAGCCCUAAUGUUAGAUUAAAUACUAGCGAAGGUUGAAGAGUGGAAAUAUUGACUUGUGCAUUUUUGUCUAGCUCUUUCUCUUCUUACGUGGCAGAUUAACCAUUUGCAGCUUUGGCCUUGUCACACAUUUACAGCAUUUUCUUACUUGUAUACAAGUCCAAAAAUAGUGUUUUCGAGCAUGCAGGAAAGUUGUGUAGUAAUGCAACUGGGGAUCAAAACUCCACGUCUUCGUUUACUUACAAACCAGUAUGAUGUUUUUUUUCUCCAUUUCUAGACAAGUCUCGCGGUCUCCCCAUAGCAAGCAUUCUCAUUCCAGGCAUUCCCCCUACUCUUCGGCCAGAAGGUAAGAACUCUGCCACACUCUUCUUCCUACUGUUAGGCUUAGACAUCAUAACUAAAGCUUAAAAAAGGUGAUAUAACCUGGUUUCUCCUUUGCUUGGCCUAUUCUGUAUACUUUUGAUUCUUAAUCCUUUAUCUUUUCUUUUUUUUUUGUGCAGGAACCGCAGAUCAAGGUCUAUUUCACCUGUUCGCAGGAGGAGAGCAUCUAAGCAUGAGUGAUAAUAUAAUGGACUAUGCUAAAGCUGGAACUACGUUUUGUGCAGAGCUUUCAGUUGGAAGUAAUCAUCCAUGAUUUGGUUUCCGCAGAUGCAUUUUGUCGAUGGCUUGGCUCCCUGGAUGAUGUCCUGCGUAGUGAUGGAUCGAUGUUGUUUUGACCUGGUAAUUGUAAUUUUCCAUAAUAAUGCUCCAUGUGGUGAAAUUUUCUUUUUUCUUUCGUCCUUGUAGCAUAUAGGCUUAGGUUUGGUGGCAUAGUUAUUACAAUUCAUGUUGUAAGAUAUUGGAAACUAUAACUUCAACUUAGUUUUGACAAUCAGAGGGCAUAUAAUGAUUUCCCUUAUAGAUUAUGUCUCUUAUUUGUGAGA